AUGACGAGUCUCAGUGCCAACGCGAAAAAUGAUAAAAAUUUUGUAAUACGUAUCCCACCUUUGGAAUUUCGUGAACUUCGAUAUUUCGGAAAAAUAGAAGAGCAGAAGGAGGAAGAUGUCAUUCAUUAUAUUAUUGAAAUUGUUUGGAAUAAUAUAUCAAAAGUAAUUCCACCUGGUCAUUUAGACGUAGCCUUUGACACUCCACAGCCAGUAACAGAAGGUGAAAAAAACAAGGACAUCAUUAAAGUUUGGGAAACAGUUGAAAGCUUUUAUUCGGGCAUAGAAUGUGUUUUCUCCAGUUCAGAUACAUAUUUAGAAAGAAUUUAUUCAGAAUUAUCAACGUCAGAGACGCCGUUUGAUUCCUUAAUAAUGCGUAUUCCUCUGUCUACUUUAUUGGCUUGUCCCUCAGUCUAUGUCAGGCCGGCAUUACCAUUACCAGCUAAAACAGCAAUGCUUAAAAUCAGUCACAUUCUAACGGGUAAAAUGUGCAAAGCUCCUUCGCGAUAUGAGAUGCCGACUGCAGCGGAGUUGCGAAGCUUUAAACUGGAACUAUGUCUACCUCACCUUCCAAAUUCUACUAAACAAAUA
This is a messenger RNA of Iphiclides podalirius (scarce swallowtail), 588 nucleotides long. The record is from the annotation of a GenBank genome assembly. Lineage: Eukaryota; Metazoa; Arthropoda; Insecta; Lepidoptera; Papilionidae.